Molecule: messenger RNA, 2065 nt
Organism: Helianthus annuus (common sunflower)
Lineage: Eukaryota; Viridiplantae; Streptophyta; Magnoliopsida; Asterales; Asteraceae
Product: pentatricopeptide repeat-containing protein At4g18520, chloroplastic
Exons: 1
Coding region: 98-1909 (603 amino acids)
Biological process (GO): RNA modification
Molecular function (GO): protein binding; RNA binding
Source: RefSeq, a predicted model, not a curated record
UAGCUACAACAACAAAUGGUAGCAACCAGGAAGGAUUCUAUCUGAAGAAUUUGCGGAAGAAUCCCCCCAGUUUGGUAUUCUGAUUCUCUUCCUAGAAAUGCUAUCAACAAUUACACUUAUUUCUUCCAACCUCUGUUUUCAUACACCACUACUAUCCCUUAUUAACACUCACAACUCUUUAAACCAAAUCCAUAAACCCUUAAACAAACCCAUAAUUACCCAAUAUCAUCCUUUCCAAUGUUAUUCAGCAACGUACGAAGAUUAUCAGACACACCCAUCUUGUUCCGAUAAUUCUACCAACAGUUAUGCAGCAGAAAUUGGUAAUUUGCUUGGUAAUUGUACAUCGAUUAAGGAAGUUAGAAGGUUACAUGUUGUUGUUGCAAAAGGUUUUGGAGAUUCAAGGGUCUUUCUUGAUAACAAUUUGAUUAGUGUGUAUGUGAGAAUUGGGCGUCUCACGGAUGCACGCAAGGUGUUCGAUCAAAUGCUUGAGAGAAAUGUUGUUUCUUGGACAGCUAUGCUUGGUGGGUAUUUGAAACACGGCUACGAAGACGAAGGGUUGAGGUUGUUUAUGGAUUUUGUGGACAGUGGGAUUCGCGCGAAUUCGAAAACUUUGGUGUGUUGUUUGAAUAUGUGUAGUGGUAGACUAGAUUUUGAACUUGGGAGACAGCUUCAUGGUUGGGUGAUAAAAGGGAAUUUUGGUAAUAUGAUUGUCGAAAGCGCGUUGGUUUAUUUUUACGCACAAUGUGGUCACCUGGACGAAGCGUUUCGCGUGUUUGAUAGGAUGCGGGAGUACGAUGUUGUGUGUUGGACGACGAUAAUAACCGCUUGUUCUCAACAUGGUAGAACCAAAGACGCGUUCAUGUUGUUUUCGAGAAUGUUGUCGGAUGGAUUUGCGCCUAACGAGUUUACGGUUUGUAGUGUUUUGAAAGCUUGUGGAGAAGAAAAGGCGUUGAAAUUCGGCAGACAGUUACACGGAACUAUCGUUAAAAAGCUGUUUAGAAAUGACGUUUUUCUCGGGACUUCAUUGGUCGAUAUGUACGCAAAAUGUGGCGUAAUGGAAGAUUCUCGGAUUGUGUUUGAUGGAAUGAGAAGACGAAACAUGGUUACGUGGACGUGUAUUAUAGCGGGUUACGCACGCAACGGUCGUGGAGAAGAAGCCAUUAAUCUUUUCAGGGUGAUGAAAAGGCGUAAAAUAUUCGUCAACAAGUUAACGAUGGUGAGUAUGAUUAGGGCGUGCGGGAGUAUCAAAGCGUUACAGACAGGCAAAGAGUUACACGCGCAAAUACUCAAGAAUCACAUUGAGGAUAACAUAUACAUAGCAAGUACACUUGUAUGGUUGUAUUGUAAAUGCGGAUAUUACUCAUACGCGAAUAGUGUGCUCCAACGAAUGACUUUUCGAGACGUUGUUUCGUGGACAGCUAUGAUCUCCGGGUGUGCGCGCUUAGGUCAUGAAUCCGAAGCUCUCGAGUUUCUAAAAGAAAUGGUGGGUGAAGGAGUUAUUCCAAACCCGUUCACGUUUUCUUCGGCUUUGAAAGCGUGUGCUAAACUAGAGAACGUUUGGCAAGGGAAGUUGAUACAUUCAUCGGUUACCAAAUCGCCUGCUUUGUCGAACGUGUUUGUCGGUAGUGCAUUGAUCAAUAUGUAUUCGAAGUGUGGGUAUGUUGACGAGGCGAUUGAGGUUUUCGAUAGCAUGCCGGAAAAGAAUUUGGUUUCAUGGAAGGCGAUGAUUGUUGGGUAUGCGAAGAACGGGUUAUGUAGAGAGGCUAUGAAGCUCAUGUAUCAAAUGGAAGCCGAAGGUAUCGAGGUGGAUGAUUAUAUACUCGCAACUGUUCUUACCGCCUGUGGUGAUUUUGAACGUAGCGAUGAUGAAGAUCCGGCCAGGUAUUCAUUGCGGUCGGGUGAUCAAUGAUCUCCUUGUUUUUUUGUUAAAUGUGUUGUGCCAUAUAUUUGUUAUAUUUUUUAAUUGUAAUUCAUCAAGGGUAAAGUUUGUACAUAGGGUGAAAUCAUAUUCAACCCCUUUGUUAUUUUGUUGAUUCAUUAAUGGUUAAGUCUUUAAUGGGUCUGA